Molecule: messenger RNA, 300 nt
Organism: Gongylonema pulchrum
Lineage: Eukaryota; Metazoa; Nematoda; Chromadorea; Rhabditida; Gongylonematidae
Source: the annotation of a GenBank genome assembly
AUGACCGAAGGAAUGCGUACUGCUUUGUUUCAGGCAGAAAAGGAUGUUCGCAGCCUUCGAGAUACGGAAGCAGCUCAAUUCGCACAACUGUUUUCAGCGAUCGCAAAAUGCAAGCAGUCUUAUGAACGGUCUGUAAAAAUUAUACAACAACUGGAGAAUUUGGGCCAGUGUGCACGCGCCGGCCUCCCCCAACAGUUUGAGUCGAUUGGGCAAGCCGGUCCGCCGACACCAGCAGAAGGUAGCAUGGAAGCACGCCGUCAGGUAAUUCUAUUUCUUAUGGUCAUUUCUGUGACAGAGUAA